This is a messenger RNA of Chenopodium quinoa (quinoa), 2220 nucleotides long. RefSeq names its product mannose-1-phosphate guanyltransferase alpha-like. Gene Ontology annotation, biological process: biosynthetic process. The record is from RefSeq and is a predicted model, not a curated record. Bases 717 to 1955 code for a protein of 412 amino acids. NCBI's taxonomy places the organism in Eukaryota, Viridiplantae, Streptophyta, Magnoliopsida, Caryophyllales, Amaranthaceae. Gene Ontology annotation, cellular component: cytoplasm. The transcript is spliced from 15 exons.
UGUUGGUGCGUGAGGUGGUUGCGGGGGUUGGGGUGGGCAUCAGCGCAAGGUCGUCGGGUAAGAGGAGUUUUGUGGGUCAGUGUGUGGGUGCUGGAGUUAUUGGGCAUUGUGUGAGAUGGGGUCAAGAGGUUCCGGCGGGUUCCGACGGAAGGUUAGAGGGUUCCGGCAGGAGGUCAAGGAGUUCCGCGGUUGGCUUUGGGCCGUCGGUUGGCUUGGGCAGGUGGUUACGGUGGUGGGGUUGGGUUGGGUUAGGAUUUAGAGUUUUUUUAAUUUAAUUUUAUUUAUAUUUUUUAAACCAAUAAUCAAUUGCCAUGUGUCAUGAUUAAGCCUCCGUUAGUCAUUAAUGGCACUCGAUGAAUUAUUUAAAAACUGAGGGACAUUUGGUGAAUUCUGAAAAGUCCGAUGGCAUUUGGUGAAUUUUUAAAUUUGUCAGUGGCAUUUGGUGAAAUUUUCGAAAAAAAGAAAAAUGUUGCCCAAAUGAAAUUAUCUAUGUUCCAAUUCCACAAGAAAAAAAAAAGGUAAAAAGAAAAAAGGAAAAAAAAAAUCAAAUGAAGAGAAUAAAAGACUCAAUUCGUUAUGAUCUUUUUUGACUUCUAAACAAGAAGUGGGAGAAAAUAGUUGAAGCAGUAGCAAGGCUUGACCUUUUUAGUUAACAUCACCGCGAAGCUCCUCAAAUCACAAAACCCAGUUCAUAAAUUAUACACUGCGAUUCAUUAAUGGAAGAUAAAGCAGUUGCUGUGAUCUUGGUCGGUGGGCCCACCGAAGGAACUACAUUUCGACCGUUAUCAUUCAAUACUCAAAAACCCUUGUUUCCUAUUGCUGGCCAUCCUAUGAUCCACCAUCAAAUUUCUGCUUGCAAAACUAUACCAAAUUUGGUUCAAAUCUUUCUCAUUGGAUUAUAUGAAGAGCGUGAUUUUGCUUUGUAUGUGUCUUCAAUCUCAAAUGAGCUGAAAGUUCCGGUUAGAUACUUGAAAGAAGACAAACCACAUGGGUCUGCUGGUGGACUGUAUCAUUUUCGAGAUCUGAUUAUGGAAGAUGGGCUGUCACAUAUUAUUCUUCUGAAUUUUGAUGUCUGCUGCAGUUUCCCACUAGCAAACAUGCUGGAUGCCCACAGGAGAUAUGGUGGUAUGGGUACAUUGUUAGUAAUUAAGGUUUCUGCUGAAUCAGCCAACCUGUUUGGUGAGUUGGUUGCCGAUUCUGAUACAAAAGAGUUAUUGCACUACACAGAAAAGCCUGAGACAUUUGUUAGUGAUUUGAUAAAUUGUGGCAUAUAUGUGUUUACUCCAGAAAUUUUUUCAGCUAUCCAGGGUGUGCUUGCCAAUCAGGAAGACAGAGGAUCUCUACGUCGCUUGUCCAAUUAUGAGUCAUUGCAUUCAGCUACGAGGGCCCUCCCUGCAGAUUUUGUAAGAUUGGACCAGGACAUUUUGUCUCCUUUGGCUGGAAAGAAACAAUUGUAUACCUAUGAAACAUUGGAUUUCUGGGAACAAAUUAAGACUCCCGGCAUGUCCUUGAAAUGUUCUGGGUUGUACCUUGCUCUAUUUCAGCAGAAUGCUCCCCAUCUUCUGGCUAGUGGGGAUGGUACAAAGAAUGCUACGAUUGUUGGUGAUGUUUAUAUCCACCCAUCAGCUAAAGUACAUUCGACUGCAAAGAUUGGUCCAAAUGUGUCAAUAUCAGCUAAUGUUCGCAUAGGACCUGGUGUAAGGCUUGUAAACUGCAUCAUUUUGGAUGAUGUUGAGAUUCAGGAAAAUGCACUUGUUACACAUGCUAUUAUUGGAUGGAAGUCUUCAGUUGGGAGAUGGUCACGUGUUCAGGCUGAUGGUGAUUACGACUCUAAGCUUGGAGUUACAAUCCUUGGAGAAUCUGUUAAUGUAGAAGACGAAGUUGUUGUCAUUAACUGCAUUGUUCUUCCAAACAAAGUUCUUAAUGUGAGCAUGCAAGAAGAGAUCAUAUUAUAGUUACGGAAGCAUUUUCUGAUUUUUCUCACAUGACUUGGAGUGGGCAGAAAAAAUUCUGCUAUGUUAAGUGUGUUUUGCACCUAGUGAUAGUUGUCUGAGACUUGAUGUUUUGACUGAUAAAACAUCUUGAGCAACACAUACUGAAUCUCUAAUUUCUGAAAUACUGGUCAAAGCCACCUCAUGUAUCUAUCUUCGAGAAGAGUUUUGCAAACACUUUCUUUUUUUACUGCAUCUAUCUGAUUGAACAAGUGAAAUUUUUUAUCUA